Molecule: messenger RNA, 723 nt
Organism: Paraglomus brasilianum
Lineage: Eukaryota; Fungi; Glomeromycota; Glomeromycetes; Paraglomerales; Paraglomeraceae
Source: the annotation of a GenBank genome assembly
AUGUCGCAACAACCUUUUCAAACCUGGCAGAGUCAGCAUCAGCAACAGCAUCACCAGCAGGAAUACGUUGAUGGCUCAAAUCAGUCUCUAUUGUAUCAAUCGCAAAAUGAAUUGCAGGCAGGACAAUUGCCUCUAUCAUCGUUCAACCUUUCACAAUUACCUAAUACUGAUGUGGGUGGUCUGCCAACAUAUUCUAUUUCGCAAUUGACAAACCAACAACAAGUAGACGAUUCCAAUAUGGUUGUGUACGAACAACUAGUUACAGGUUCUAUUCAGCAACAGAACAACACUCUGUCUGCUCGACAGAACCUGCUUACGCAUCGGCAACAACGUCAACAACAGUGGUUGUCGCAGUACCCGUAUUCAAGACAGCGCGAAGUACGAACACCAAACGAAUAUCAAUUGGACCGACAAAACUCGGUUCAAGACAUGUUUGAAGUUUUUCCGACCGAGCAAUCGGGGUAUGUCCAACAGGUCUAUCCACCAACGGGUAAUCCAAGUAUGUCUCAAUCGCAAGGAAAUAUUCACCAAGUGUCUCAAUUACAAAACAACUUUAGUCAACUAGGAAACGGGUUUCCAAAUCAACCUUCCCAAAUGGAAACUGAUGAGCGAUCUUUGCAAUCUCAAGAAAGGAAUCUGAAGCUUACACAAAUAAAGAAAUCGAGGCCGAGCACUUUUCAGGUUCAGUUUCUGUAUGUCAACUCUGUUAUACUCAACAACUAA